UACUACAAUUGGGAUUAAUUCUAUGAAUAAAAAUUUCUUAAUGUUUCUCAACAAUAUUUUUGCGAAGAUGUAGGGGAUGUUCCGGUACCAAGCCUCUUUUUCAUUUUCCAUAGCCGAGUAUGGGAGCUAAAAAACAAGACCCCAAGGCUGGGGCCAAGAAAUCAUCUGCCCCCAAAGCCAAGAAGGAGGGAGGAGGAAAGGCCAAGAAGAAGAAGUGGUCGAAAGGAAAAGUUCGAGAUAAGUUGAACAAUUUGGUCUUGUUUGAUAAAGGCACUUACGAUAAACUUUACAAAGAGGUUCCAAGCUACAAACUGAUUACUCCUUCAGUUGUUUCUGAAAGAUUGAAGAUUAGAGGUUCACUAGCAAAGGUAGCCCUCAGAGAAUUACACAAGAAAAAACUUAUUCGACUAGUAUGUAAACAUCAUACACAGAUUAUCUAUACUAGAGCUACUGGUGUUAAAGACAAGAAAGAAGAACCUGCAGCCAAACCUCCAACUAAAGGGAAAAACAAAUAAAUGUAAAAUAAAUCA
Patella vulgata (common limpet) is the source of this 530-nucleotide messenger RNA. Its product is annotated as 40S ribosomal protein S25. The record is from RefSeq and is a predicted model, not a curated record. Gene Ontology annotation, molecular function: structural constituent of ribosome. Lineage: Eukaryota; Metazoa; Mollusca; Gastropoda; Patellidae. The transcript is spliced from 4 exons. Gene Ontology annotation, cellular component: cytosolic small ribosomal subunit. The coding region runs from base 120 to 515 and encodes 131 amino acids.